Paramuricea clavata is the source of this 5770-nucleotide messenger RNA. The record is from the annotation of a GenBank genome assembly. NCBI's taxonomy places the organism in Eukaryota, Metazoa, Cnidaria, Anthozoa, Malacalcyonacea, Plexauridae.
CAGAUGCGAGAUGUUGUCCACAGCAACACAUUCUCAACCAGCUUUGGCAAAAGUUCUGCUCGCCAUCAAAAAAGUAAGAAAACCUUGCGAUUAACAUUUCAUGUUUUAUCUUGCUAUAUGUUCAUUGUUUCGUUAGUUAAUAGGGAGUUUAAUUUAAGCAAGCGACGUCUUUGGUCUUUGUGAACACGACGUGUAGUGCUGGAUUAAAAAUUGUGUUUGGGUCAGUUCAGUCAGUUCGCGGUAAUGUUCAACGCAUAUGAUAAAAUAUAAGAUUUUUAAAGUUUUCUGCUUCCUCAGACGAGCGCUAUGAGGCAAAAUUCAUGCCGCAAAAAUUAAUUAUGCCAAUUUUCGGGUGACGUUCGUGUUGACCCAAAGCUCAAGCUUACUAAUUAGCAAUUGCAUUCUUUUCACCAGUAUAUUCACAUUUAAUCUAACCAAACCUUUUUUUUUUCUCAGAUUCCGCAAGUUCACCUAACAAGAGACUCGGUUCAGAUAUAAACCAGAACAUGGUUGAAAAGAAUUCGAGACUACAGGCAGAGAGAAGUAAAUCUGAAAGUGCUGGGUAUGGUGGAUAUAACAACCAGAAUGUGUCUGUCGCUGUGAAAGCGGAAGAAGAUGUUGUAUACGUUACGUCUCCUGCUAUCCAAGGUUAGUAAUAUUGGAAACGUGUUGCUGGCCAAAAGAUGCAUGAAUAAUUCUUUGUGGACCUGCUUGCAUGCAGCAACUUUAACAUCUGGCCAUGGGCUACUAUAGCGAACAUGCGUAGUAGAGACAAUAAUAAAAAACUUGUUGACAUUGUAGUUUUCUCUUAUUUCUGUUCUCUUAUUUCUCUUAUCUUCUUUUCUCUUAUUUCACUAAACACUGCAGGUUUUGUCUUGCAGAUAGUACGGUUCCUUUGUGCAGGAACACUGAAACAAUGUAAGCUUGAGACUUUUGAUCAACUGAAUUGAUAUAGCUGUCUGCAUAAAUAAAGCUGUUACAUGUGUAUGGAGGAUCGUUUGCACUUGCAAAUUUUGCAGCGAUUUUAGGGGCGAUUUUCCUCUUUUGAUCGAUGUGAACGAUUGGAUUAGUUAUGAAUGUUCAGAUGAGGGUACAUAUAUCCCGAACAUUCGUAACUUAUUUACUCGUUCACAAGCAUCAGAAGAAGGGAAUCGCACUAUGAAUCCCAGCAAAAAUUGCAAGCGUAAACGGGCAGAAAUUCUAUAAAAGGUUAUUACAUUUACAAAUACAGUAUUCUUAAUAGGCCUUAUAAGGUUAAGGACGCCAUCUUGAAUCUAUUGUUUUCACCAUUAUAUUUGCACCCCUUGCAAAUUUGCCUAUAGGGAAUUCCAUUGUGGUUGCAUCCCUUGCACUAUUGUAUUUCAUUACGAGUCGUUAACCUUGGAAGGGUCUAUUCGGAAUUUCUGAUAUGCGUCUGUGCAAGAAUCGUACCCUGAAUUAUUGGUUUCCGAGAUUGAGUAUACGAACACCGCGGAAAAAUAUCUGCGUAUGCGUCAACAUUACUGAAAUCUGUAUUGCGAACGUGAUGUCCGAAGUGUUCCGAAUGUUGUCAAAAACUCAAAAUGGUAGCGACUCAACCUCGUACCCAGGGCAUUUUGUUUCCGUCAGGAAAAUGGCUCUGGCAUCGGCCGGUCACAUGACCUGAAAAUCUCCAGUAUUUGAGGUGUUCAAUUAAGAUAAUUUAUGCGUAUCAAUAUAUAUAAACAGUUUUGUUUUUCGUUAUAGAUAAAAGAGUGCUCAAUACUACAAAUUAUUUAGCAGAGCGAAUUAAUUUGUUAUCUUAAAAUGUAUAGCGAGAAAUUGAAACAUUUUAAGAUAACAAAUUAUAUAUAUAUAUAUAUAUAUAUAUAUAUAUAUAUAUAUAUAUAUAUAUAUAUAUAUAUAUUAUUAACUUUACAAUCAAAUGACCGAAGGUAAGGACAACAGGACGUGAGUCCCUAAUUAAGUCCCACCAAAAACGUACAUUACAUAAUUACUUAUAGGUAUUACAAGAAUACAUAUUAUAUACAUAAACAUUAGGACAUACAACAAUUAUAAUUACAUCUAUGAACAACAGAUUGCAUGUAAAGAACGACAUUUACUGCAUACAGUUUUCCAUGUUCUAGGGCGGUCUACAUCAAAAGUACUAUUCAGCUUUCUAAUGUAUAUAUAUAUAUAUAUAUAUAUAUAUAUAUAGUUUAGAUUUAAGUAUGGCGCCUGACGAAGAUGAUUUGAUAUCAGACGGUAAAUUGUUCCAUAAAAAUACAAUUCUAUUAAAGUAUGAGUUUCGGAAGAGGGAGGUUUUGCACAGGUUUGGACGAAAAUCACCAGAACUGGAACGAGUGGAGUGGUAAAGAGGUUGGGUUAUAUACUGAUUGAUGUCAAUUUCGUACAUCCCGUAUUUACAUUUGUAGAGGAAUAUAAUGUCUUUAAUUUCAUGCCAGUAUGAAAGGGGGAUUAGAUUUAGUUUUUCAAGCGACCAACGUAUGACAAAUCAUAGUCCUGAAGAAUGAACUUUGUUGCUCGGCGUUGAAUUCCUUCGAGAUGAAGCAGAUCAGCAGACGCACUUUGAGGAGCCCAGACUUCGCAGCCGAACGAUAAGUGAGAGCGGACCAGAGACAAAUACAGAAGGCGGUGAGCAUCCACGUCAGUGAGGUGGAAACAAUUGCGGCGCAGAAACCCAGGCAUUCUGUUGGCUUUAGAAACGAUAUUGAUGAUGUGUUGGGACCAUUUUAAAUUGUCGCUCACCAGGAUACCAAAAUCACUCUGUGUGGAGGAAGACUUUAUAAGUUGCUGGUUUAGGAAGUAGUCUUGAGGUGGAACAGAGGUUUUCUUUCGUGAAAAUCUGAGGGCAACACACUUCUUCGCAUUGAAAUUUAAGUCCCACGUCUUAGACCAUUGGUGUAGGGAAUUUAGGUCAUUUUGCUGUCAUCAGCAAACAUGGGCGCUGUGCUAUGACUCGCUGCAUUUGGGAGGUCGUUUGCGUAAAUCAAGAACAAAAGUGGGCCGAGUACGCUGUCUUGUGGUACCUCUGAUGUUACAUUAAGAAACGAGGAUGACACACCGUCGACCACUACUCGCUGACGUCUUUCGCUCAAAAAGUCGGAGAACCAGUUCAACAAUGAACUGGAGAUACCAUGUUGUUCAAGUUUCAAAAGAAGGUUUCGAUGAGAAACAGAAUCAAAGGCUUUGGAGAAGUCUAAAUAAACCAUGUCAGCUUCCUUUCCCGAGUCUAGGGCUUUACCAACGUCGUGGAAAACGCGAAGAAGUUGGGUGACACACGAACGUCUUUUGCGGAAACCAUGUUGCAGAUUACUCAGUGAUGAUUCAACAAAUUCCGACACGUGCAAAUGCACAACUUGCUCGAGAAGUUUGGACACUAGUGACAACAGGGAAAUCGGCCGAUAGUUACUUAUAAAUCGGCCGAUAGUGAACAUCAUCUUUCUUGGGAACAGGGACAACAUUAGCUUCCUUCCAUUCCUGGGGAACUUUACCAAGAGUGAGUUAUUUGUUGAACAGCGCUGUUAAGGAUGGAGCAAUCUCGUUCGAACACUCUUUCAACAAUCUGGCAGAUAUCUCAUCGCGACCGGUUGCUUUAUCUGUAGAGAGAUUUGAAAAUACAUUUUAAUUACUGACAAGAAUAAACACAUUCAAUGCUGUGUAUAUAAUCAAAGAAAAAGCAACAAAAUAAGUUGACUUUAUUCGGUUUUCGUUGUUUACACCUCAGUCAACAACAUAGCCCGUAAUAUUGAUGACUUUUAAACCUAUUCAGAGCCUGGUUAGCAUGUUAUUAAAUUUUUAAUGUACAACCAAACCGCUUCAGCGUUUGCCGGUUUAUACAAAUCGUGUUAUGAGCAAAUAUAUUCGUAUCACAAUCUUUGUUUGACUGUAUAAACAACGCAUGUGAAAAACGUAUGUUGAACCGAAGCAAAUACUCGUCUAUUCAAAAUGUAUAAAGACUUAAUUUGGACCAGAUAGCUUUGUGAUAUAUUGUCUUUCCCCACUUCAUGCUGUAUCUCUUUGAAGCGAAAUGUCAAAAAUCUUAUUUACUCAAUACUUUAGUCCUUCAAGAAUUAAUUAUAAAUUUGUCACUGCACUCUCGUUGCACCAAAAUAAUAAUUAUUUCCACAUAUAUUGAACAUUUACAUUCAAAAUCAUAGACCAGGUUGCAAAGCAGACCAGCCGAAGCCAGGGCCUUUUUCGCUGACCAUCCAACCGCGGAAGCAAAAAGCCCUGGGUACGAGGUUGGUAGCGACUUCGAUGUUUUGUUUUCUACGAAAAUGCAAGCGGAAUAAUGAACGUGACAACCUAAAAACUAGAAAUAAUUAUGGUCUACAUGUGCAAGAAGACUAUAGUAUUGUGCAAGAAAAUAAACCAAAGGUGACUGUCGAUAAAUUUAUUGUAUAAAACGUUCUUUAACUGAACCAUACAAAGAUAUUUUUCGUAGGUUUUUGUCAACAACUUUUUUCCUGAGCAUGUAUAAUUUUGCGUUGACUAUAUUUAAAGGUAAUGAGUUACUCUUCAGUUUAAUCGGGGGCAAAUGCUUAACUAUUCGAUAGUUUUCUUAACUUUUCUGCUUUAAGUUCGGUAUUCGACAAUUUUACAAGAAAUGUUCACACGCCUCCUGGUCUUAAACGGUAAUUUUUAAUUUAAAUUCUGUUUCUUUUUAGAUUUUAAAUGUUAAAAACUUUUUAUUGAUGUCUAAUCUACCCGUCUAGUGUAUUCUUUUGUUUGUUUAAAUUACAUUAAAUCACUAAAUAGCCAUAUUUUUGUUUACAAUUUGGCAUUUAAAUUCCUCGCCAUCUUUUUUGUGUCCCACGCAUGCGCAGACGUUUUUCCGCGGUGUUGAGUAUAAGCGGCUUAACUUAUCUAAAAGCGGUUAAUUAUAUUUAAUAAUCAAGUUUAUAUCUUCUACUUCAUCGGUACAUCUUUUAUAUCCAUGUUUUAAAUAUCUGUGAUUAACAUCAUAAAAUAUAGCCAUUUCCUUGAAACUCCAGCUUGAAAUCUAGCCGGACAAUGUAAUCCUUUGUAAAUAACGGUGGUUUUCAUUGCCUGCCUGGGCUUGCAAAUUCGGGAAGUGUCCGUUGAUAAACAAAAAAUAAGUAUCAUCCACGUAAGCUUUCUUCGAUAUAGGAAAUAAAGAAACAGGCGACGACAAUUCAUCAAACGGGUCCGAACGAAAUGAAAACUUGUUUGGUCGAGACAACGAUGCAAGCUUCCAUAAUGAUAGUGGAGAGUUACAUCAUACGUCUUCUGCUGACAGACUCCCAAACAAUGAAGAGGCUUACAUAACUGUAUAAUUUGAUUACAAUAUCCGCUCGCUAGCACUAUCUAGUUUUGCACAAUCAGAUCCUGAUGGCUAUUUCAACGAUAACUGAUGAAGACAAGAAAUAUUCUGUGACACGUUUAAUUAGUAUCCUAACACUGUUAGGCUAGGGUCAAACGUUUGAACUUUUCAUAUGCCUAACCUACGUUCUUUGUCUCAUUUCAUUUGCAUUAGGUUUGGCACAUGAAAAUUGCGAUGUUUGGCCGUUGCCUUAGAGUGCAAUGCUGGCUAAAUCUCACCAGUAAGGUCACAUGCAGACGUCAUUUUGUGUAUAGAUGCAUCAUCAUUUGCCACGAUUUUCACGUCAGAGGAAGAUAGAUAACAAUUUUUAGCAUUGAAAAUUAGGCCUAAAAAAUUAUUCAAUUUUUACUUCCUCAAAACAAAACCAUAUUUUCGAGCAACAGAUUUAGGGUUUUCGCCAGCAAACGGCAAAACGUGUCGUGGACACAACAUUGGCUUACCGAG